Messenger RNA from Columba livia (rock pigeon), 3475 nucleotides. It is a transcript of the gene EFCAB3, whose product is annotated as EF-hand calcium binding domain 3. The transcript has 8 exons. Lineage: Eukaryota; Metazoa; Chordata; Aves; Columbiformes; Columbidae. The record is from RefSeq and is a predicted model, not a curated record. Bases 2377 to 3342 code for a protein of 321 amino acids.
AACCCAACCGGGCUUGGCGCUGGCCCCGCUGGGCUCAGCUCCGGUGAGGCCCCGCAGGCGGAUUCGCUCAGCGCAGAACCUGAGAACGGCCCAGCUGCAGGGAAACAGCGUCUGGCGCCGCAUCCCCACCAGAACAUCCCCAAGAUCAGGUUAGAUCCAAGAUCAGAGUUCAGAGAAAGGCUACGAAGCUGGUAAAGGGUAUGGAAGAAACCAGAGUGAUGCCAUGUGCACAGUUCGGGGAGAUCCCCGUUUCCCAUUGAGCUGUGGGGUGAGCCCAGACCCCCGUUUAACCAAGUUCAGCCCAUGACCAUGAGGACCAGCUGCCAGGAGUCUGGAGCGGCUUUUUACCCCAAACUCAGGGCAGUGUCGUGUGCCGCAGGUGCGAGCAGCCGCGGUCCCUCCUGCCAGGGGACGGGGGUGCCGGCUGCUCUCCCUUCCCUGGUUGAAGCCAUUGGUGAGCAGUAAUAACCCCAGCCCUGCUGAACCUGCACGUUUUGGGCUGCGUUGAGGUGUCAGGGACCACUAGAGGGUGAUGUCCGUACGCGCUCAGCCAGACGCUCUCCACUUCUCUGCUGCUUUCCGACCAUCCCACUGCGGACAGGGAUGGAUCCCCAGGGAAAUCUCCCCCGCGGAUGAUUCCAGCGGGGACACCCCGCAGCCGUCCCACAGACGCAGCUCCUGCAGCAACACUUGGCUCCAUGGCUCUUUUUAAUGCUACUUUUGUUCGUGAAAGCACCAAAGUGCUCCCUCUUCUCAGUGCACAUUAACACAUCAACUCCUUUUGUAAACCAAGGUCUGUUAAUAAAUCCAGGAAUGAGCAAAGCUGACAUUUCCCAGGGCACAAAUCCGGAAUAAUUCCGGUUGGAAGGGACCUCAGGAGGUCUCUGAUCCACCUCCUUGACCGCAGCUGGGGCAGCUGUGGGGUCAGACAGGGUUGCUCUGGGAUUUACCCGUUACAGGACCCGCAGGGCUGCGGAGGACUCGGGGUUAGCCGGGGUGACAAAGUGCUCUGUGCUGGGGAACGCGGGGACCCCCAGCCUGCACCCCGCCAGAACGCCUGGCUUGGGAAGCCAUUUGGGGUGAGGCUCUAAAACCACCAAAUCCUCUGUGGAUAUGGGAGUUCUCAGUGUUCUAAAGUGCCUUUUGGUGAAGCAUUUAAAGCUGUAACCAAAAGUCUCCCUGCAAACUUCCUGUAUUUCGGUCUCCCCUUCCUCACGCAUAUUUGCCCGUUGGCUGAGCUCCGUCUUCCCUCACAGCCCCGCGUCCAGGGCUGGCGGCCGCGGUGCAGACCCCAGCCUGGGCACCGCAGGGGCCCCUCGGCCGGGGCGGAGCGGCAGGAGCCCCCAGGGCGCCCCAGGGGUGGGCACUGACAGCUCUCCUUUAUGCUUUCGUUGUUUGGCACGGGAGGCACAGCGUGAGCUCUGCGUCUCAGCACGGUGCGAACGCCAGCGCUCAGCAGAUGGAGCAGAAGAGGGCCGUGUCUAGAGCGUGGUACACACGCUGCAGGACGAAGGGAGGUGGAAAGGGAACUCAAUCCUUCUUGGCCUCAGCAUCCCCCCUGCCUGGGGGGAGGGAUUUCAUUGCAGUAUUGUGCUUCCCUUCUUGUUUCAAGGCCCGGUGUGUGUACAAGCCGCCUCAUCUCGCUCUGCGCCCCCUCACGGCAGCGAUGGCCGGGCUCUUCCCCCCCGUGUGCAGCGGAGAUUAGUUUCACAAUGUGCUGGAAAGAUUUUAAGUCCUUUGGAGGAUGGAUCUGGAGAAAGGCAAAAGAUGUUACUAAACCGCUCUUGUUUUUAUAUAACCAAUCUCCCUCCGUGUCUGGGCCGUAGGAGGCAGUAGCACCUUGCUGGCGUGUUUGGGAUGGUGCUUAGAACACCCCUGUUCAGAAGGAAAUCAAUGCUCAGAGGGGCUUUUUUAUUUUCAUAGAGGACAAAGUCAGUGUCAGCAGUGAGGGCUCCAUCCCGGCCACCCCACAGAUCCAUUCGAACCCAGAGAAGCUGAAAGAGGCAAAAGUAAAUGGUAGCGAAUCACAGAAAACCUGGUGAGGAGGAGCCUCUGGAGGCCUCCAAACCAGCCUCCAGAUCGGCUUGGUCGAGGGCUUGUCCAGCCAAGCCUUGGGCAUCUCCCUGGGGACUUGGACGUCUGGACACGGCCCGAAGCACCUUGCCCAGUGUCCCACAGCUGUUGGGGGGACAGCAGGAACAGAGCCUGGGUCUUUAGCCACCCCGCACCACGGAACCUUCGUGCUGGGUCGCAGUGCUGCAUCACAGUGGUGUGACCUCGUGUCCACCAGCCAAACCAGGCUCCGGAUUAGCAAAUGGAGAGGAAGUUGCUCCUUCUCCUGGCUGUGCUCCCAAAACCAGCGAGACGCCAAAGCCGAUGCCAAGGAAGAGGGUGACAACCCCCCCACCAAAGGAGGCAACCAGCAGGGACACUCCACCCACCCCUCAGCAGAGAACGGAGUGCGGAGCGGCACAGAAUAUGCCGAGGGAACCAGAGGAAGCAUCCGACGAUGCUUUCGACUUGUUCUCUGAAGACAUGGAUGACAAUAUCAGCCUUUGCAGCACGGAGACGAUCGCUGUGUGGCCGGAGAUUAGAUCAAGCAGCCCAGAGAUGUAUGACGAGCUGGGGUGGCCAGACACCGACGAUUUUGGCAGCAGGACGGAUGGCGGCUGCUGCUGCGACUCCUGCUGCGGAGGCACGAGGAAUUCAGGGCUUACCUCGUCCUUCCCUGGCAGCCCUCGUGCCCAGACACCCGUGUUCCCGAUGAGUUCUAAAAAACAGGCGACAACAGCGGCAAAGCCAAAGAAAGGCUUGCAGAAUGUGGUGAGGCAGAGGGAGGAGCGCACCGCUUCGUUUGAGAGCCACUGCUGCUGCGAGACAGCCCGGGUGCAGGAGGCACCUGCUCCCAAGCGCCCCGUUCACUGCACAAAGCAGGGGAGCUCCGCUGCUGUCAGCACCGUGGGCUCAACCGCAUCGCGCCACCUGACAGCAGAGAGCCUGGGCAGCGCGCGAGAGCAAGCACUGCAGGCGGCUCUGCGGCGCAGACACAGCCUGGCCCAGGGCCAGCGCCUCAGCCUGCUGCGGCUCUGGCAGCAGAUCGGCGCCCGCCAGCCCGGCAACGAGAGCUUCCACCACACCUUCUGCACCUACUCCUGGUCGUGGAACGCCGGCCGGGAGCUGGUGACAGUCGCUGACCUGCGCGGGCUGGACCGGGAGCUGCGCCAGGGCGGCAGCCUGGGAGGAGGGCGCAGGGACGGACAGCAGGCCAAGGCCGCGCCUGGAGGCCAGCGACCGCCGGACAGUGCCGGCCCGAGGCGGGCCCGCCCUCCCGCUGCUGAAUGAAACGCGAAAUAAAAGCGAGGAAAAGCGUUUUUAUGGCCGUGCUGCCCGCCCGCCGCCAUCCCCAUCCCCUGAAGGAGCGGCUUCCCGCCACCGCCCCCACGUGACCGCCCAGCCCUGCCCUCUCUCGGGUCGC